AUGGUAUUUCUCAUUAAGAGUUUAUUUCGAACAGGGUUAUGUUGUCUCAAGGCAGAAAUAAUAAAAACAAAAUGUUUACUCAUAUAUGCAUUAUCAUUCUUAUGUUUGUAUUUACAUUUAACUAUGUCACGCUUAGCACAAUAUACAACCGAGAUUAUCACAUGGACAUAUAUUAAAAUGGCAAAUUUCUAUUAA
Molecule: messenger RNA, 195 nt
Organism: Lottia gigantea (owl limpet)
Lineage: Eukaryota; Metazoa; Mollusca; Gastropoda; Lottiidae
Exons: 1
Coding region: 1-195 (64 amino acids)
Source: RefSeq, a predicted model, not a curated record